AUGAGUAGGAGCAAACCCCGGCAGGUGAGAGCAGGCGAGGAGGCCGCCCCGGGCCCUCCGACCCCGGCCUCGAGGCCGGCCGGCGGGCCCCUGGGCAUGGCUGCCGGGGCGGGCGAGGGGGUCCGGCCGGAGCUGGGCGAGGCGGAGGGGCCGGGGAACCCGGAGCCCCCGCCGCAGCCGAAGGCCAAGCCCACCAGGGCUCGCGGGGGGCGGCCGAAGGUGACCAGGCGCCCGCGGCCUGCGGUGGCCCCGGGGUCUCAGCCGCCCCCCUGCCCCGUGGGGGCCCUGACCCUGGCGGCGUUGGCCGAGGAGAUCCAGAGCCACCGGGGGGACCGGGCCGGACCCGGCCAGCGGCCUGGGGACCGGGGGGACGGGCGGACGGCGGAGCCGGCGUCGAGGCCGCCGGCCCCGGAGGGGAACGGCGGGCGGCGCGGGGACCGAGCGACGGCCUCCGGGGAGGCGGGUGAGGACGCAGCUUCCAGUCCCGGGAACGACCAGCGGCGGCCACAGAAGCGGCCUCCGAAGCAGCCGCGGCCACAGCUGCCCCAAGGAGAGGCCCGGCCGGAGUGCUGCCCGUCCUCCCCCACUCGUCCUCUACGUGUCCAGUUUCCCCUGGCCUCCUGCUUCCUCACCGACCUAGCCGUCCACACCGUGGCCUGCCUGACGGACGCCGGCUUCUCGGGGACCCAGGCCACCGCCGUGUGCCUUUCCUCCACCCUGGAGGCCCACGGGACCAUCCUGAGGGACAAGGUGGAGGAGCUGGUCCACGGGCUACACCUGCAGAUCCACAGGUUCUCGGAGGGCCGGGCCCGGCGGGCGGCGCUGCGGGUGCUGUGCUCGCUGGCUGUGGAGCACGCCCCGGAUGUGGUGCACGGCCUCCUCAGCCACUCGCUGCCCUGCGACAGCAGCGCGGUGGAACUGUGGAGAGGUCUGAGCCGCAACCAGAGGGUCAACGUGACGGUGCUGGUCCAGCUGCUGUGGAAACUCAAGGGACAGCCCCGGGUCCUGGGCGGCAGCCCCGCGGGCCCCGACGGGGCCCUCCAGGAGCCGCUGGCCGCCACCCGGGCCCUGGGGGAAAUGCUGGCUGUGGCGGGCUGUGUGGGUGCCAUGAGGGGCUUCUACCCACAGAUGCUCAUCGCCCUGGUGACACAGCUGCAUCAGCUGGCCCGGUGUCCCCCGGACAACCUCAGUAAGGCCCGGGGGCCCCCUCAGAGCAAGGCCGCCCACCCUCGCAGCCACGCCCACUGUGCCGUGGAGGCUCUGAAGGCCCUGCUGCGGGCGGACGGAGGCCGCAUGGUGGUGACCUGCAUGGAGCAGGCCGGGGGCUGGGAGCGGCUCUCGGGGCCGGACACUCACCUGGAGGGCGUCCUGCUGCUGGCCAGUGCCAUGGUGGCCCACGCCGACCACCACCUGCGGGGUCUCUUUGCCGACCUGCUCCCGCUCCUGCGCAGCCCCGAUGCCACCCGGCGCCUCACCGCCAUGGCCUUCUUCACUGGGUUGCUGCAGAGCCGGCCGACCGUACGCCUGCUGCGGGCAGGGUCCAUCCUGGAGCGGCUGGGCGCCUGGCAGGGAGACCCGGAACCCAGCGUGCGGUGGUUGGGGCUGCUGGGGCUGGGACACAUGGCACUGCACGCGGGGAAGGUGCAGCACGUGGAGGUGCUGCUGCCAGCCCUCCUGGGGGCCCUGGGCGAGGCGGACGGACGGCUGGUGGGGGCCGCGCUGGGCGCCCUGCGUCGCAUCCUGCUGCAGCCUCGCGGGCACUCCUGCACCGACUCCAUCUGCCCCGACGUCGGAGCCCGGCUCUGGCCCCUCCUGGACGACGCCCGUGACCCCGUGCGUUCUUCGGCCAUCGGGCUGUUUGGGACCCUGGUGGGUCGGUCGCCCCUGCUGCAACGCUGCGCCACGCGGGACCUUGUGCUGGACAGUCUGGUGCCCCUGCUGCUCCACCUGCAGGACCAGAGUCCAGACGCAGCCGAGAGUGCGGAGUGGACCCUGGCCCGUUGUGACCGCUUUCUUCACUGGGGGUUGCUGGAAGAGAUCGUCACAAUGGCUCACUACGAUAGCCCCGAGGCCUUCAGCCGCACCUGCCGGCGUCUGGUGCGGUGGUACCCCGGCCGGGUCCCCGGCUUCCUGGACCAGGCCCAGGGCUACCUGAGGAGUCCGCAGGUGUCCAUCCGCCGGGCGGCAGGCAUGUUCAUAGGGUUUCUGGUCCAUCACACGGAUGCCGGCGCUGUGAAAGAAGGCCUCGUGGACUCACUGCUGCACAACCUCAGGGAGCUGGAGUGCGACCCGGAGGCCUCGGUGCGCAGCGCCACCCACGUCACCCUGCACCAGCUGCGGCUCGCCAGCCAGGACUGGGCCUCCCGGCCGGGCCGCUUCUCGCCCCGCAGGCUCCUGCGCCCCAGAGGCCGGCCCGCCCGCCCGUGGCCCCUCUACGAGGAGGGUCCUUUCAAACGGAGGAGCCGGGCCGGUCUGUGGGGCUCCCACAUGGGGGCCUGA
Molecule: messenger RNA, 2499 nt
Organism: Ornithorhynchus anatinus (platypus)
Lineage: Eukaryota; Metazoa; Chordata; Mammalia; Monotremata; Ornithorhynchidae
Gene: MROH6
Product: maestro heat like repeat family member 6
Exons: 14
Coding region: 1-2499 (832 amino acids)
Cellular component (GO): cytoplasm
Source: RefSeq, a predicted model, not a curated record